CUGGAUUUGGAUUAAAGCCUGGGCGUUUUAGGGUGAGGCACCAUUUAUUAGAACGACACUCAUAACCAGAGAUUCAUUCACCUCAGGCACGCUGGGAAAAUUCAUCAUUUCUGCCGUUUACUCCAGCUUGUGAAAAUGGAGGCUUUGUCUGCAGCAAACACUCAGUUCUCCCUCAACCUGUUCAAGAAGAUCAGCGGAGGAAACGCAUCAGGAAAUGUGUUUUACUCUCCUGUCAGCAUCUCCUCGGCUCUGGCCAUGGUGUCGCUCGGUGCAAGAGGAAACACAGCAGCUCAGAUGUUUAAGGUCUUGGGCUUUAACAAUCCUCCCAAACCCGACGCUGCGACUCCAGCACCUCAACAACUAACCCAGAAACCCCAGAUAACAUGUGGCGUCAAGGGUCAACAUGAACCAUCAAUGACACAACAAACCCAGAAGUUUGAGAUACCUGCCGCACUCAAGGUACCGGGCCCAAAAACUGAGGACCAAAUUCAUUUGAGCUUCAACAAGUUUAUGAGUGAGCUGAACAAACCAGGAGUCCCGUAUGUGUUGAGUCUUGCCAACCGCCUCUACGGAGAGCAAUCCUACCAGUUUGUUGAGAAAUUCCUCAAUGAUGCAAAAAGAUACUAUGAAGCCGGACUGGAGGAGGUGGACUUCAAGACCAAAUCAGAGGCUGCUCGUGUCACCAUCAACAAAUGGGUGGAGAAAAAAACACAAGAGAAGAUCAAGGACUUGGUGCCACAGGGAGCUGUCGAUGAGAUGACGAGACUGGUCUUGGUGAACGCCAUCUACUUCAAGGGGAACUGGGAGAAGAAAUUCCCAAAGGAAGCCACCAGAGAUGCGCAGUUUAAGAUGAACCAGAAUCGAACUAAACCAGUGAAGAUGAUGUAUCAAAAGGCACAGUUUCCUCUGGCCUUCAUCCCAGAGAUGAACAGUCAGGUUCUGGAGCUGCCGUAUGUUGGGAAGAAUCUCAGUAUGUUGAUCAUCCUUCCUAACGAGAUGGAAGACAACACCACUGGCCUUCAGAAGCUUGAAAAGGCACUGACCUACGAGAAGCUCAUGGAGUGGACCAAACCCAGCAACAUGCGUCAACAAGAAGUUCAAGUAUCUCUGCCCAGAUUCAAGAUGGAGGAAAAAUACGACAUGAAGAGUCUUCUGAUCAGCAUGGGAAUGGAGGAUGUUUUUGGACAUGCAGACCUUUCAGGCAUGUCCUCCAACAACGACCUGGUGCUGUCGAAGGUGAUUCAUAAAGCCUUUGUUGAAGUCAAUGAGGAAGGAACAGAAGCGGCUGCAGCCACCGGUGCCAUUGUUGCAAUACGUUCAUCUGCAUCGAUGUUCAUUGCAGACCACCCGUUCCUUUUCUUCGUCCGGCAUAAUCCCUCCAAUGCCAUUCUGUUUUAUGGACGCUUCUGUUCUCCUUGAAGAUAGUGAUGAUAAAGUGAUCAUUAGAGAUGACUGUGUUUCGCUAAUAAAUAAAAUCAUUAGUAAAUAA
This is a messenger RNA of Megalobrama amblycephala (Wuchang bream), 1489 nucleotides long. Its product is annotated as leukocyte elastase inhibitor-like. The transcript has 8 exons. Bases 136 to 1419 code for a protein of 427 amino acids. NCBI's taxonomy places the organism in Eukaryota, Metazoa, Chordata, Actinopteri, Cypriniformes, Xenocyprididae. Gene Ontology annotation, molecular function: serine-type endopeptidase inhibitor activity. The record is from RefSeq and is a predicted model, not a curated record. Gene Ontology annotation, biological process: negative regulation of endopeptidase activity.